AUGUGCCGAGAUGGGUGUAUAGAAAACGUCGGCAUGUCACAUCGUUCGAAGACUCGAAUGGUUCUGGAUGUAUUGGAACGGAUGGGUUUCCAACUUAUGAUGACACCACGAUCGUCAGCUCGUGAUCGGUAUCAGAAGUGGACCUUUUCUCCGGAUGGACGACUGUGGUGUGAAGGCUUGCCGAACAUGGCGGUCACUCAUCAGGCUCCCAAUAUAUUCCUUUCUAAAAAUGAAGCUGACGAAGAUGACGUCAUGCCAUCGUCAUCACAAGUGUGGAGGAUUCAGCGACAGCGGCCAGGUAGUGGAACGUUGGAAGUAGAGUGCCUACACAGUGGGCCGACGCUGGUUGUCCGUAUCACCGACAGAGAAGAUCGUAUGAGGACCCUGUCGAUGCCUGUCUUACCGAAGGCAGCUAGACCAGCACAAGCAGUCACAUUUAGACAGGGUACAUCGUAUGUUGAGAAGUUCCAGCAAGGAGCGUCAGUGGAGAUUGACAAUCAGCUUUUGAAUUCUGAUAAAUGGCAAGUCCUCUACUGUCAACCGGAAGUUCUCAUGCCAGAUGACGAUUCUCACUCUCCAUGGGCGAAUGGUGAUCUUCCACCUGGCGUAUCUGGAACUGCAAGGCCAGCAUUGAAGUUGGAAAUGAACUGCACACCGAUGAAGCACUACGAUGCCUUUGAUUGCUUCCGCGUGAAGCUAUGCGAUUUGGACGUGCAGUUGGACGAGCUACUUCUGUGGAAACUGUCUGGAGCGGACCGAUCCAUGCGAACAAGACGGUGGUACUUUGGUACGUUAGAUUUGGAAAUGGGACAAAUUGCCUUGAGCGUUGUCACCGUGUCGAAAUCGAGCCUUCCACCCGAAUGUCGGCAAUUAAAGCAGCAGUUCAAUAUGAAAUUAGUUUCAUUUGAAAAUGCCGCCGUCUAUUUACCACCGUUCCGUCAGUUCCACUAUUUUGAGACCAGUUCAUUUCUUCUGGAAAGUCUUCAGAAGUUCUAUUUUGCUGAACUCCAAAAGCAGACGUUGAACAUCGUCGUGACAUUAGAUGCGUUCGGUAAUCCACUAGGGUUGGUGACGGAUUUGAAGGAUUCGUUCCAGGUGAGCAGAUCAGUUUGA
Molecule: messenger RNA, 1113 nt
Organism: Cooperia oncophora
Lineage: Eukaryota; Metazoa; Nematoda; Chromadorea; Rhabditida; Trichostrongylidae
Source: the annotation of a GenBank genome assembly